AUGGCGGGUGCCCCGGUGCGCCCUCCGCUUCCUCCUGCUACUGCUCCUCCUUCCAUGUCGAUGCACCAACCAGUCCGGACCGAGCCGGUCCCCCGGCCAGGACAGAGUCUUCCCUGGACGCCGGAGGAGGACAAUGCGCUGCUCGAGGCCAAGAGUCAAGACAUGUCAUGGGACGACAUCCAUGUGCAAUAUUUCCCCAACAAGACGGGCAAUGCCUGCCGGAAACGUCACGAACGGCUGCAACAGAAAGCCCGGGGUCAUUGGGACGAGGCGCGGAUCCACAAGGUAAUCACCUGUUACAACCGACACCGAGAACAGUUCUGGCGGAGUAUCAGUGACCAGGUUGGGGAGAGAUGGGAGGAAGUGGAAAAGAUGAUCUUGCAACAAGGCUUUCGACGGUUGGGGAUUCCCCGCCCUCGCCAUGUUCGGACCAGGUCCCGGGCCAGUUCUGGCCAGACCGCCGUGAUUGAAUCCGAACAUGUCUCGUCCACCUCCACGGACGAGUAUGAAAAUGCCGACGACAGCGGCAUUGUUCUGGGCCACGCUGGCCACAGUCGCCGGGCCAGUGAGAUGGGCAUGCUGCAGCAUCAGAGUCUCCCGGGCGUAGGGCACAUUCUGUCCGAUAGCGAAGGAGCUUACAAGGUCGAUGGUGCAUAUCAGUACUAG
Messenger RNA from Capronia epimyces CBS 606.96, 666 nucleotides. RefSeq lists its product as uncharacterized. The transcript is spliced from 2 exons. The record is from RefSeq and is a predicted model, not a curated record. NCBI's taxonomy places the organism in Eukaryota, Fungi, Ascomycota, Eurotiomycetes, Chaetothyriales, Herpotrichiellaceae. Bases 1 to 666 code for a protein of 221 amino acids.